GAUUCCUCACCAGUCCUCCCACCUCCCAGCGAAACACCACCGCACCCCACAAUCCCACGGCUCUCCCCGGCGAAGUAGCAGCGGCAUCCAUGGCCCCCAAGGCGGAGAAGAAGCCGGUGGCGGAGAAGGCCGAGAAGACGACGGCAGCCAAGAAGACCAAGGCCGAGAAGCGGCCGCCGGCGUCCAAGGAGGGCGGCGAGAAGAAGGGGAAGAAGAAGUCCAAGAAGAGCGUGGAGACGUACAAGAUCUACAUCUUCAAGGUGCUGAAGCAGGUGCACCCGGACAUCGGCAUCUCCUCCAAGGCCAUGUCCAUCAUGAACUCCUUCAUCAACGACAUUUUCGAGAAGCUCGCCGGCGAGUCGGCCAAGCUUGCGAGGUACAACAAGAAGCCCACCAUCACGUCCCGGGAGAUCCAGACCUCCGUCCGCCUCGUCCUCCCCGGCGAGCUCGCCAAGCAUGCCGUCUCCGAGGGCACCAAGGCUGUCACCAAGUUCACCUCCUCCUAGGCUAGGAUGGUUUUCUGUAAUAUUCAGCUGUUCAGACCAUGUCUUCCUGUAACUUGUGUUGGUUCUGUGGGAACACCCUGUUUCAUUACCUCAUGAAAUAUUAAUGGUGUUUCUUUGGUCA
Messenger RNA from Triticum dicoccoides, 627 nucleotides. RefSeq names its product histone H2B.3-like. The transcript has a single exon. The record is from RefSeq and is a predicted model, not a curated record. Lineage: Eukaryota; Viridiplantae; Streptophyta; Magnoliopsida; Poales; Poaceae. Gene Ontology annotation, molecular function: protein heterodimerization activity; DNA binding; structural constituent of chromatin. Gene Ontology annotation, cellular component: nucleosome. Bases 90 to 506 code for a protein of 138 amino acids.